GACCUCCUUUUGUGUCGCUAGGCAACAAGAGGUCGGAUUACCUGUGAACCGUUCAUAAGGUCCUGGCAGACUUAGUUGCUUGUCUUUACUUUCUCAGCACCUGUAUACUUGUUUUCGUCAACGUUAUGCCGCCGAAAAAGCCUGUAGUCAAGGCAGGAGCCAAACCAAAGCCCAAGGGGGCGACAGGAGCUAGCUCUGGAGCGAAAAAGCCAGCAGCAGGUGCUCCUGCCAAAGCCACAGCGGCCCCUGCAGCCACUGCUAAAGAAAAACCCGAAGAACCUAAGGAGAUACCGGAAGUGAAGAUAGUCCUCAAGCAGCUGAUCGACGUGCUGAUGAAUGAUACAGGCGACAAGAUCAAAGAGUCGGGAAAAUGGCCUCUUGUUAUUGACGAGUCGGACCGAGUGUCCACCUUCCUGCGGUACCAGGACACAAACUACCUGAAUGCCAAAAACCCCGGGGACAUGGAGCCGGAGAGGAUACGCAUGGCGAUUAUCGGGGCGAUCAGGUUCGGGAAGCCGGUAGUGCUGGACAUGAUGGACACGCACAUGUUUCACGCCGCCGCCGACAAGUUUGAUGUCGUGCAGAAGGGCCUUCUGGAGUCCGUGAUGACCAAGGACAUCCUUGUAGAUCAGAAAUACACGUCUCUGGUGAAGGACACGGACCCCGAUGAGUACACGGAUCAGUCCUCCGCGUUCCGUCACGGCAUGGUGGACGGCUUCAGGUUCAUCCUCAUCACCAGCAUGGCCUCCCCAUCUCCCGAACUCAUGCAGAGGAUGUACGUCAUCAGGGUGCAGUAAUCCGACGUCUCACCCUCCUGCCUAUGUGUGGAGG
Messenger RNA from Branchiostoma floridae (Florida lancelet), 831 nucleotides. Its product is annotated as putative IQ motif and ankyrin repeat domain-containing protein. The record is from RefSeq and is a predicted model, not a curated record. NCBI's taxonomy places the organism in Eukaryota, Metazoa, Chordata, Leptocardii, Amphioxiformes, Branchiostomatidae. The transcript has 5 exons. Bases 126 to 797 code for a protein of 223 amino acids.